Molecule: messenger RNA, 360 nt
Organism: Cinara cedri
Lineage: Eukaryota; Metazoa; Arthropoda; Insecta; Hemiptera; Aphididae
Source: the annotation of a GenBank genome assembly
AUGAUUAAAUCAGGUAAAUCUAUUAAAUCAUUUUAUCCAAAAUUCGUUCAUAUUACAUGUGUAGCACAUGAAUUACACAGGGUUGCCGAAGAAAUAAGAAAUCAAUUCCCUCAUAUGGAUGAACUUAUUUCUAAUGUCAAAAAAGUUUUUUUAAAAGCUCCAUCUCGUACGAUACUUUUCCGAAAUAUGGCCCCUAAUCUCGCACUUCCACCACAACCUAUAUUAACGCAUUGGGAUACAUGGCUAAACGCAGCUUUCUAUUAUUGUGACAACUUGGAAUUCAUUAAAGAAAUAAUUCUUCAAUUGAACAGUGAAGACUAUUUCAAUUCAAAAAUCGCAAGAUUUAAUAAAAGAUCCUAA